This is a messenger RNA of Spirometra erinaceieuropaei, 927 nucleotides long. The record is from the annotation of a GenBank genome assembly. Lineage: Eukaryota; Metazoa; Platyhelminthes; Cestoda; Diphyllobothriidea; Diphyllobothriidae.
AUGGUCGAAAGUGUUGUCCCCCAGGGUUCAGUACUGGGACCCAUUUUGUUCCUUGCCUACGUGGACGAUGCCGCAAGAGAUUUAGACUGUGAAGUAGCAAUGUUUGCGGAUGACAUGAAGAUAUGGAGUGUAAUUCGGGGUCCUGCCGACGAAGACAGACUGCAGAUGAACCUGAAUCGGUUGGAGGAGUGGUCAAACCGUUGGCUCCUGCGGUUCAACGUUGCCAAAUGUAGCAUACUUCGCCUAGGCAACACAGCCAGAUCCGCCAGCACAAGAGGCUACUUUCUGGGCGGUGCAGCCCUACAAGAGGUCGAAGCCCAAAAGAACCUCGGUGUGCUUACGACGAGUUCCCUAAAACCAUCCGCCCACUGUUCGAGGGUGGCAAAAAGCGCAAUGUCCGUACUGUACGCCAUCAAGCGUGCGUUUUUGGACUUUGACGAAGAAGCUUUCUCUAAGACAUUCGGAACAUUCGUCCGGCCGCAUUUAGAGUACGGCAUAUAAGCUUGGAGGCCGUGGGCUGUUGUGGAUCAAAACUGCCUCGAAAGAGUCCAGAGAAGGGCCACGAAGAUGGUUAGGGGUCAAAGCUCCUUUCCUUAUGCAACCCGCCUAGUAAAUCUGAACCUCUUUCCUUUGAGUUACAGGCAACUUCGCGGAGAUCUCUUGCAAGCCUUCCGCAUUGUAAAGGGGUUGGAUUGCAGUCUGGCCUUCGAGGACUUUUUUGAAUUUGCUACCACGACCAACCUCCGAGGUCACCCGUUAAAACUGCGCACUCAGCAGGCACGGCUGGAUGUGCGGAAGUUCUCCGUCUCGGUUCGGGUGGUCAAACCAUGGAAUGAGCUUCCCGCAGAUGUUGUGAUGUCACCAUCUAUACAAAGUUUCAAGAAGAAUCUGGACAUAUUUAUGUUCCGAAAUGACCAAGAGCGAUGA